AUGUGGCUGUUUUGGUGUUGUCGCAGUCGAGGCUUCACAUCAUCAGUGUAUUUUUGGAUGUGUUUGGUGUUUCUCUGCACCGCAGACCUGAAGCCCCCAGGCCGGCUCGUGAAGAGGCUUCCCCGGCCACAGAGCACCUCCCCCCGGGUACAACACCUGGAGCGGCUCGCUGAACAGGCUGCGCUCUCUCCCGCGGUGUCUGCUCCGUACCUCCGUCUCCCCGUGUCUCUGGACUCUCUGAAGCCGCUGUUGGACCCUGGACACCUGCUCCCCUCCACGGGCUCAGGUCUGGAGCCACUGCCUCCCCGUCUCCAGGAGCUGCUGAGAGGGGCGGCUCCGGACCCCCAGCUGCCCCCUGAGCUCCAGCCACACCCAGGGUCCUCUGUGCGCGUGGACUGCAAGCACGAGCGCAUGUUUGUGGAGGUGGAGCGGGCCGUGCUGGGCCGACCUGAGCAAGACCGGGCUCUCCGGCUGGGCAUCUGCGGGUUCACCAGGGCCACCAAGGAAUACGUUUACUUUGAGUACGAGCUGGACCAGUGUGGGACCCAGCACCAGAUGGAGCGGGACCAGGUGGUUUUCUUCAACACACUUCACUAUGAACCAGAGACCAGUGUGAGUACCAUCAGACGCUCUGCUCCGUUCAGCAUGCACCUGUCCUGCCGCUUCAACAGGUACCAGUACUCCUUCAAAAUCGGCUACAGGCCCAGUCAGAGCGUCCGGAGUCUGUUCAAACGGAUGAAGAACAGGGAGAAGUUCACACUCUCCGCAACCGACUCCCUGUGGCAGCCCCUGUCCGCCUCCUCAGCCUUCUCCUGGGGCAGACCCAUGUUGUUCCAGGCCCGGGCAGAGCAGCUCUCUCCUGGGCACCGUCUGUACCUUCACUCCUGCUUCGCCACCGCAGAACCCUGGCCUUCGUCCAGGCCUCAGCUCAGCAUCAUCAAUAACCACGGCUGUAUGGUGGAGAGCCAACAUGGGCGCUCGUCGUUCAUCAAUCGCACCAAUGACACCGUGAGGUUUUCUGUGGACACGUUCAUCUUUCCGGGAUCAGAGGGGAACCCGCUGUACAUGCACUGCUACAUGUCUCUGGGACCAGACUCUCCCACAGUCACAGACAAAUCCUGCAACUACAACCUGACGAGCAGCCGGUGGGAGGAGCUGUCAGGGAGGGACUCUGUGUGCUCCUGCUGCGCCUCCGUCUGUGGGCCCUCAGUCUCAACAGAGACGGUGAUAAGCAGCAAUGCCUGGAACAUCCAUGUCAAACCCAGAGCCAAGAAGAAGAAGAAGUCGCUCAAACUGAAGUCCAGACCAGAGACUACUGAGGCUCCUGGGAUCCAACAGACCAAGACCCCAGAGACCGCCAAGACUCCAGUGACCGCCAAGACUCCUGGGACCUCCAAGACUCCAGAUAGUCCCAGGAUCCUGUCUCCCAGGGGGGGAUGGGGGGAGAGUGGACAGGGCCAGCCCUUUCACCCGGACAUACGCUGGGCAGUGACCGAGCUGGAGGGCCCCAGAGAGCUGGAGGGCCCCAGAGAGCUGGAGGGGUCUGCUGAGGUGGAGGAGGUGAAAGUGGAGAAAGUGGAAAAAGGGAGGUACAGCAUUUUCGAGGAGAUUUUUGACCUGUACGAGCCGCAGUCCACUGAAAUAAAAAGAAAGAGCUAA
Knipowitschia caucasica is the source of this 1659-nucleotide messenger RNA. The record is from the annotation of a GenBank genome assembly. Lineage: Eukaryota; Metazoa; Chordata; Actinopteri; Gobiiformes; Gobiidae.